GAAUAUGAACACUAACCAAAGAGAAUCGUGGUCACUACCUCGGGACAUCACCACAGGUCAUCUUCACUUCGUUGGAGACAAAACGCAAAAGGCAAAAAGCAAACCGAAGGACAGACAUAAACCGACCACGAAGACGUCAAGAAAAAAGAAACCGAAAAGAGACUCGUCCAGAAGAUCCAAAGAUUCACGUUCCAGCAGCUAUGGUGGUUCUAGCAGCUCGAGAGGGUCACGUUCCAACAGCUAUGGUGGGUCUAGCAGCUCGAGAGCGUCACGUCUCAACAACUAUGAUCGUUCUGGCAGGUCGAGAGGGUCACGUUCCAACAGCUAUGGUGGGUCUAGCAGCUCGAGAGCGUCACGUCUCAACAACUAUGAUCGUUCUAGCAGGUCGAGAGGGUCACGUUCCAACAGCUAUGGUGGGUCUAGCAGGUCGACAGCGUCACGUCCCAACAACUAUGAUCGUUCUAGGUCGAGAGCGUCACGUCCCAACAACUAUGAUCGUUCUAGCAGUUCCAGAGCGUCAGUUCCCAGCAGCUACGAUGAUUAUGGGUGGACCACAUGGUCACGUGCCAGUAGCUCCGUCAAGCCGAAUCUGACAGACCAAACUGAAAACUACAGGAUCCUGGUUCACCUUAGCGAGGCAACCUUGACAACAAACUGUGGCGUAUUAGACAACCCAGACCCAUUUCGAUCCCUGACGAUUUUACAUGUAUCAUAA
This is a messenger RNA of Haliotis rubra (blacklip abalone), 715 nucleotides long. Its product is annotated as keratin, type I cytoskeletal 9-like. NCBI's taxonomy places the organism in Eukaryota, Metazoa, Mollusca, Gastropoda, Lepetellida, Haliotidae. Bases 5 to 715 code for a protein of 236 amino acids. The transcript is spliced from 3 exons. The record is from RefSeq and is a predicted model, not a curated record.